AUGCCCGCGUUCGUGCGCUGGCGUAGGGGAUCGUACGCGACGGCGACCCGCGACCCCACCACUGCGCCCAGCUCGGGGGCCACCCACGUGGAGCCCACCGGCCUGCGCCGGUCCCCUCACGCCGGUCUCCCGACUGGGCUGAGGGUGCAGCUUGCGAAGCCCCUUGGUGCUCCGACCAGGCUCUGUCCAUCCCAGUCUUUCCUCCAUGCCAGAGUCUGGCAGGUAGGGAAGUCCCUUCGUCUCCCUCCCGCGCCCCCAGACAUCCCCGGACAAAGCCGCCAGGCUUCCCGCACCGGCGCGGGAAGGAGGUCCCCCCACCCCACCCCCGUCCCCGCACUGGGUAAGAGAUUCGCGCGGAGAGCGCCUCCAGGCGCCGGGCCCUGGUGCGGUCCCCGCCCCUCGCCUGCCAGCUGGGCUGGGGCUGAGAGGGCCGCCUGCGCGGGGCGGGCACCCCACUCUAGGUUCCUCCAGCGCCGGCACCCGGCCGCCGCGGCGCUGCAGGAAGGAGGCCCAGCGGCGCCGGUUCCCCCACACCCACGUGCCCCGCGUGUGCGCGCCCCGGGCCUGCAGAAGCUACCCGGCUGGCGCCGCCAGGAUUUCUGGGCGGCCCCACCCUCCCCGGCCACCACGCUUCGCUCGCAGCGUUCGGAGUCUCCUUGGCGCCUUUGCUGCAGCAUCCAAGACCCGGCGCCGCGUCUGCCAGCUGAGCUGCGGAGCACGCCUGCGGGCCGCUGCCCAGAGGCCGCACCUCCCGCGCGCGUCCCGCACUCACCUUUCCCUGUGAACUGGGAUUCAGUGAUUGCACCCGGGCUGUUCAGCCACCGCCCACGGCCUCCUGGAGAGAGCAGCAGGAGGGCCUUCCUGAGGCGCCAGCACCUUCCAGAAACCCUUCCCUGGCUUUCAGCACAGCACCUUCAUCAGCCGGCCACCCUCCCCGACAGUAUGGGAGGCGUAGCUCUCCCUUAG
Rangifer tarandus platyrhynchus (Svalbard reindeer) is the source of this 966-nucleotide messenger RNA. The record is from the annotation of a GenBank genome assembly. NCBI's taxonomy places the organism in Eukaryota, Metazoa, Chordata, Mammalia, Artiodactyla, Cervidae.